AUGUCUGCCGCCAUAGCUUCCCUCGCUUCGUACGGUAGCGAUUCUGAUUCAGAAAUUGAGUCAGAAUCGAAAACUAGUUCAGAAAAAGUUGACCCAAUGGACCCGGACGCUACGGUUCACCUUAAACCUUUGCAGUCUGGUAAUGUAACAACCUUGGCAGUUCUGAAUUCUGCCCCGGAGGUGGCUGUUAAGGAGUCUGUUGAGACGGGUACUCACCUGGAUCCUACUUUGAAAGAAGUCAGCUAUAACCCCACAUAUGAAACCUUGUUUGCUCCUGAGUUUGGACCAAAGAACCCUUUCCAGACGCAGCAGAUGGCCGCCCCCAGGAACAUGUUAUCUGGUUAUGCCGAACCAGCUCACGUCAACGACUUCAUGUUUGAGCAACAACGAAGGACGUUCUCUACUUAUGGUUACGCUUUAGACCCUUCUGUUGACGCUCAGCAAAUAAGCACAACAAGCUACAUCGGUGCGGUGGACGAGGCUGAGAAAAAUAAAGGACUGACCGUUUUUGAAAGCGGUCAGAAGAAGACAGAGAAAAGGAAGAAGGUGAAAGGGGGAGAAGCUGCAGAUAUUGAUAAUUUCCUUGGGCCGUGGGCCAAAUAUGAAGAUGAGAAAAAUGUGGCCAAACCAACAGAGGAAGAAAAGAAGGACCUGGAGGAAUACCUAGCGAAGAGGCAGAAGAGAGGAAAGAGGGAGGAAGAGUCUCCAGCAGAAGAGAAGACUAUUCUUCACGUCAAAGACAUGUACGACUACCAGGGCAGGUCUUACCUCCACGUUCCGCAGGAUGUUGGCGUCAACCUGCGUUCGCCUGAUGCUCCGGACAAGUGUUACCUGCCGAAGAAACAGAUUCACGUCUGGUCUGGACACACCAAGGGUGUCAGUGCGAUCCGGUUAUUCCCCAGCUCCGGUCAUCUGCUGCUGUCCUGCUCUAUGGACUGUAAGAUCAAGUUGUGGGAGGUUUACGGUGAGAGGAGGUGUCUUAGGACGUUUAUUGGUCACAGCAAAGCCGUGCGAGACAUCUGCUUCAACAACACGGGGACUCAGUUCCUCAGCGCCGCAUACGACCGCUACAUUAAACUGUGGGACUCUGAGACAGGCCAGUGCAUCUCGCGCUUCACCAACAGGAAGGUGCCAUACUGUGUCAAGUUCAACCCAGACGAAGACAAACAGAACCUGUUUGUGGCCGGCAUGUCGGAUAAGAAGAUUGUUCAGUGGGACAUCAGGACAGGAGAGGUGGUUCAGGAGUACGACCGCCACCUGGGCGCCGUCAACACCAUCACCUUUGUGGAUGAGAACCGACGUUUUGUCAGCACGUCAGACGACAAGAGUCUUCGAGUUUGGGAGUGGGACAUCCCUGUGGAUUUCAAGUACAUCGCCGAGCCAAGUAUGCACUCCAUGCCGGCUGUGACUCUUUCUCCCAACGGUAAAUGGUUGGCGUGUCAGUCCAUGGACAACCAGAUUCUGAUCUUUGGAGCCCAAAAUCGCUUCAGACUGAACAAAAAGAAAAUCUUCAAAGGCCACAUGGUGGCUGGUUAUGCGUGCCAGGUGGACUUCUCCCCCGACAUGAGCUACGUGGUCUCAGGGGAUGCAGAUGGGAAGCUCAACAUCUGGGACUGGAAGACCACCAAGCUGUACCACAGGAUCAAGGCUCACGACAAGGUGUGCAUCAGCGCCCUGUGGCACCCGCACGAAACCUCCAAGGUCAUCACCUGCGGGUGGGACGGGCAGAUCAAACUCUGGGACUGAACACGGCUCCGGUUACGUCCGUUUGGGGGCAUUUUCCUAAAGUACAGAGCAGUUUGGUGUGAAACGAGCGAAAGCAAAGGACUGGUAUCCAGUCUUCUUGUUUUUAUUUUUUUAAAUUCAUUAAUUCACAAAAUUCCAACAGUUUCACUUGUAAUAAUGUGAAAGUUAAAUAUCUUUAGUAUUUGGAAUUUGGUAUUUUAUUCCGAUUGUGGCGUCCUAUCCUGUUCGCUUUAUCUGUUUUUGGUCAAGAAGUUUUCAUCAUAAUUUGUGGAAAUAAACAAUGUGUACAUUUUA
Oryzias melastigma (Indian medaka) is the source of this 2040-nucleotide messenger RNA. It is a transcript of the gene cdc40, whose product is annotated as cell division cycle 40 homolog (S. cerevisiae). Gene Ontology annotation, biological process: mRNA splicing, via spliceosome. The transcript has 15 exons. The record is from RefSeq and is a predicted model, not a curated record. The coding region runs from base 1 to 1746 and encodes 581 amino acids. Gene Ontology annotation, cellular component: catalytic step 2 spliceosome. Gene Ontology annotation, molecular function: protein binding; mRNA binding. Lineage: Eukaryota; Metazoa; Chordata; Actinopteri; Beloniformes; Adrianichthyidae.